GCAUAUGGGGUCCUUUUCCACGUUGUCAGUGAAACUUGUGUUGACCGUCCUUUGCAGUUAGAAUGUGGCUAAAAGUUUAUUGAACAAAAUGUAUCAUGUAUAUUAUCGAAACAAACCCAUACAUCGAUAAAAUAUCCGACAGGAUAGAUACACCUGAGCUGUCGAUCAUUUAUUUCAUAAGCUAUGUCUUUAAAACGAUACCUGUUUCUGCUGUGUCGGGUUCCAUACCGGGCAAGCUGUCUCCGCAGCACCGUGCUCGGUAAGGGCAGCGUAGGGGCUCUGGCUGUACAGCGACACUAUACUGGCGAGACCGGCGCUUCUUGCUACAUCUCCUGCCGAAAUUCAUUUUCAACCAGCGCCUCCAAACCUCCAAAUACUUCUCUCUUUGUACCACUGCACGUAAAAGAUACCCACAACAGAGAAGGAUCGAUCGGAGCAGAGCUCACCCAGAAGCUAGAUAAAAGUGAAGUGCUUAAGGUUUUAAACAGAUUCUACAAAAGGAAGGAAAUGCAGAGACUGGCUGCAGAGAAUGGUUUAGAUGACAGCUGGCCUGCACCCCACUGCUGACCAAAUUGAAAUGUUUGCCUACCAUCUGCCAGAUGCGACUAUAUCAAAUCUGAUUGAUAUUUUUGUGAGUUUGUCACAAGUGGAUGGUCUGUACUUCGUCUGCAACAUUGACGACUUUAAGUUCCUAGCAGACAUGAUCCAGCACAUCCCUUUGAACUUGAGAUCCAGAUAUGUGUUCUGCACCGCACCGAUCAACAGGAAACAGCCCUUCGUCUGCACUUCAUUUUUAAAGUUUGCCAGGCAGUUCAGUCGAGAUGAGCCCUUGACCUUUGACUGGGUGUGCCGCCAUGUCCGCUGGCCACUGGUUGCCCCCCGGAACAUCAAGGACCUGGUGCACCUGGAGGCUGUUCACCUCACACUGGACCUCUACCUCUGGUUAAGCUAUCGGUUUAUGGACAUGUUCCCGGACGCUAACCUUAUCCGUGACAUCCAGAAAGAGCUGGACAACAUCAUUCAGUUAGGAGUGCGCAACAUCACCCGGCUAAUCAGAGCCUCUGAAACAAACUCCUCCUCCCUCACAGACGCCAUCCCGGACGACGACAUCUCUCUGCACAGGACCUUCCCCAAGGACAGGGGGCUGAAUACAGAGGACUUGUCUGAGGCCAGGCAGCAAAAACAGGGACAAAGGAGAAUCCAUGGCUCCAAAAUGCUGGGCUACAGGACAUCUGACAGCCAGUCUGAGCAAGACGGAUCCCUGAGCUCCAGGCUCGUGCAGGAGGGACUGUUGAGUACAGAUUUGCUGGAGCAGUUGCAGAGGGAGUGGGCUGCUAGCCAGGCCAAUGGGGGAGACCCCUGGAAAGAAACUGCGGGGAGCGGCAGAAAAGGCAACUGGAAAGGAAAGAAGAAAAAUAACACUAGACGGCUAAACAGGAAUCCGGAGCUGUCGCCAAGGGCCGCACAAAACCGGAUCAACAUUGCACUACAGUCACGAUUAACCACUUGUUCACAACUGUAGCACGUAUUAUAUUGUACUUCACCACAAGCACUGAGAGCACUCACUUUGGACUUGUGAUCGUGUGUGUGUCUAAAUGUGUGUGUUAGUACUGUGCUUAUUGUUUACGGGACUGCAACCUUUUUGACCACUGCAAUA
Acipenser ruthenus (sterlet) is the source of this 1657-nucleotide messenger RNA. RefSeq names its product ATP-dependent RNA helicase SUPV3L1, mitochondrial-like. Gene Ontology annotation, molecular function: RNA helicase activity; hydrolase activity, acting on acid anhydrides. Lineage: Eukaryota; Metazoa; Chordata; Actinopteri; Acipenseriformes; Acipenseridae. Gene Ontology annotation, cellular component: mitochondrial degradosome. The record is from RefSeq and is a predicted model, not a curated record. The transcript has 7 exons. Gene Ontology annotation, biological process: RNA catabolic process; mitochondrial RNA 3'-end processing. The coding region runs from base 539 to 1522 and encodes 327 amino acids.